Schizophyllum commune H4-8 is the source of this 438-nucleotide messenger RNA. RefSeq lists its product as uncharacterized. NCBI's taxonomy places the organism in Eukaryota, Fungi, Basidiomycota, Agaricomycetes, Agaricales, Schizophyllaceae. Bases 1 to 438 code for a protein of 145 amino acids. The transcript has a single exon. The record is from RefSeq and is a predicted model, not a curated record.
AUGCAUUCCCCGUCGAGCGAGAAGUCCCCCAUCGCGAUGGCCGCGCCCCUAGCAGAUAGCCAGGGCAGGCCCGAGGCGCCCGCCCCGUCCACGACGGCGCAGGAGCUCGCCCACCUCGCUCGCGAGUUCCUCGUCGUUGUCCUCAUCGCGUACGCGAUCCUCAGCGCGCUGCUGCCCGCGCUCGGGUACGUGCUGGCCCGCCUCCCCGCCUUCGCCGUGCCCGACGCGCCGUCGUUCGCGAUCGACAUCGCGCACGUGAACCUCCUCCGCGUCGUCUUCGUGUGCACGGCGCUGGUCUUCGCGGUCUACGGCGCGGCCGUCGCUGCGUACUUCGCCGCGCGGAAGUACUGGUGCGCGAGGCGGUCGGUCGAUCUGGAGAAGGGGUCGGAGGAGGAGUGUGCGUCCCUCCUGACGCGGAGAGGACCGAUUGCGCUGUGA